AUGAGCGGCCCCCGCACGACACGCAUCGGCUUCAGCAGCAUCCUGCCUACGACCGGAGGCUCUCGGGGUCUGGGCGACACGACCGAUGCCAUAACUCAGCAGGACAACGCAUUGUGAGACCUCGGGAGGACAAAACGAGGGACACACACACACAGACACGCACACAGUGUCGUUUCGGUGGCGCAGGUUGAGGGAUGUCAGGCGAUUCGUCAGGGGGUACAAGGGCAAGCGUGUCAUCAUCCUGUUGACCGGAGUGCCAGGGUAGCACACAGGAAGGACAUCGUCCUAUUUCUUGUGGUGGUCUUUCCUUUGUUCAUUCAGCGUCGGCAAGACGACACUGUGCAACCACAUCCGCAGUAUAAUGAACGCCAAGGGCCCGUACGACAACUAUAUCGCGGUAAGCGGCUCGCUCACCCUGUCAGUCACAUCCUCCUUCGGCUGCAGUAUUCCCGCACGGCUCCCGGCAGCCACUCAGGCAGCGUCACGGGCCUGUUCGAGACGUGGAUGCUGGGCGGCAACGGGCGCGUCUGUCUGCAGGACGGCAAAGGUAUGCAUGCAGUCCAAUCGUUGUAGUCGCUCAGUCAGUCAUCAUGCCUUUCGCCGCCUUCAUCGCGAUCUUCUCUCUCUCGCUCUCUCUGUCUCUCUCUCUGUGUGUGUGUGUGCAUGUGCAGGUCUUGACGAAGGCGACACGGACCUGCUGGAUCUUGCCGUCACGGGCCGCCUGAGAAAUGGGUAUGACAUGACGACUCCGAUGGACAAGAUCAAGGAGGUGCUGGCCAAGAAGGGCAUGGGAAGGACGCUCACAGAGGAGGAAAAGAAGACCCUCGAUCACCUGCGGUAGGCCUGGCCAGGCUGAAUGUCUACACACGUUGUAAAUCUAGUCAUUCGACUCUGUGUGUGUGUGUGUGUGCUUGUUUUUCAUUCAGGAUGGGUGCUGACGAUGAUCCCGAGUUGGAGUGUUUCCGUCCCAGUGCCGUGUUCGUGGUACUCGAUGCGACGGCCAUUGGUGACCGAGACGGCGUGACCAUGGUCAAGUAUUGUGACAUGAUCGAAGUCAUCCACAGUUAGUAACGGCACAGUGGAGAAACUCGUUGCUGUGUCUUUCUGUCUCGUGUCUUGCCUUGUGUGCGUAUGUGUGUGUAUGUGUGUGUAUGCAGAGCACAAGGUAAAGCUUUGCAUCAUUCUCAACAAAUGUGACAAGCUCAUCGACGACCCCAAGGAGCGCGACGCCAUCUGGAACGACCCCAUGUCGAUCCUGGAGAGACCUGAGGUGGAGAGGCUGAUCGAGGAGGUCUCGGAGGACCUGGGGUGAGUGAGCACAAAAGAGGCGUGAGUGAGUGCUUAGUCGACCUGUCUGUCAUAUGUCUGUGUCGUGACAUGCAGCGUGGAGCCUUUCGACGUGUAUCCGAUGCUUGCUAAGCCCAAGAGGAAGGAACUCAGCCCCGCACACAGCCUGCUCGUCAUUCGACCGUUUGGCUUCAUCCUCAGCGAGCUCAGGCGACGCUACAGAGAGUGAGCACGCAGCACAGCCACACCCUACGGGCAUUGCGAUUGAAUGCACUUUUCGUCUUAUCAUCCGCGUGAAUGUGUGUGAAUGUGUGUGUACACAGAGAGCUGUACGAACCAGGAGCGUACUCGGACGUGGAGGACCCCGAGUCAGACGAGGAGGAGGUAAAGCGACAUGACACACGCACGCGCCCAUGGAUGCACGCAUGUCCUCUGUCUUGGACGGAUUCUUCUCUCUCUGUACGUGUGUUGCCUCUCAAGU
This is a messenger RNA of Vitrella brassicaformis, 1768 nucleotides long. The record is from the annotation of a GenBank genome assembly. Lineage: Eukaryota; Vitrellaceae.